GCUAGCGAGAGUACUGAAUCCAGCAAGGUUUCAGCAGCAAGGGCAAAAGGUUGAAGUGAUUUCCGAUCGCGAAACGAUAGAAUAGUUCUUGAAUUGUUUUCCGGUGCUCUUUUUGUUGCUGACUGCGGUACGUUCUUGACACUGUACUGUUAUGCCGCAGGGAACGUGAGCACAGAAGGCAAAUUUAACCGGCAUCCUGUCGAACAAUACACGAGACACUGAAUAAUAUUCACAAAAGUGCUUUAUUUUUAAUUGUUCAAGAUGGAUGCUAAUACAUCUAGCGCAGCAGUGCCAUUGAAACGGAAGUGGUUUGAGGAAGAAGAUGAUGAUUAUUUCUAUGACAGCAAAGCUAUUGAACUGAUUUACGCCAUAAAGAACCUACCGUUGCUGUGGAAUAAAAAAAAUCCAGAUAGAAAAAAGCCAAACAUGAUUAACAAUGCGUGGGAAACGGUUGCAUCGAAAACAAAUCUCGGCGUGGAUGAAUGCAAACAUAAGUGGGACAACCUGCUGUGCGAAUAUCGUAAAUAUAGGAAGAAAGAUCUUGAUGCCAGAAGAAACAAAAUAUAUAUAGAAAAAAUAGACCGACCGCAUUGGUACGCAUACAAACACAUGACAUAUCUCAGUGAAGAACGGGAUCGUGCCAGAGCAGCAAAAAUGGAACGAGAAUUGGAGGAAUAUUUGGAUCUGAACAACAGUGACGGAAAGGCUUCCCCGGAACAAACAUUUGACUCUUGUGGGAAAUUACUUCCGACCGAAUCAGCUGACGCCGGAGACUGUCAACAGUCUAACAAUAACGAACGAAAGCUUGUUGCGCCUUUUAUCGAAAUGCUAACGCAACGAUUGCUUAGAAAAGAUAAAUCACAGCUUGAAGUGAUCGAAAAUGCAUUGUUGAAGGUGCUGAGCGGUUUUCCAAAUGCUGAAAAUUAAGAAUUUGAUUGCUUCGUCAGACGUGCUGCUGGUGUGUAUUUAGCCGCUGUUUCUGUUCUGAUUCCUAGUUCUGAGUGUUUAUUUGACCAAGGAUCUAGCGACUAAUUUUGAAAAGGAAAGACUAUCCAUUCCUAUGCAAUUUUCCUCGAUUAUGUAUCGUUGCUAAUGAAGUGAUUGCCCAACAGAAAUGCAUUUAUUUGACUUGCCUGCU
This is a messenger RNA of Anopheles funestus (African malaria mosquito), 1138 nucleotides long. RefSeq lists its product as uncharacterized. The transcript has 4 exons. Gene Ontology annotation, biological process: regulation of transcription by RNA polymerase II. The record is from RefSeq and is a predicted model, not a curated record. The coding region runs from base 262 to 927 and encodes 221 amino acids. Gene Ontology annotation, cellular component: transcription regulator complex; nucleus. NCBI's taxonomy places the organism in Eukaryota, Metazoa, Arthropoda, Insecta, Diptera, Culicidae.